Messenger RNA from Acanthosepion pharaonis, 1086 nucleotides. The record is from the annotation of a GenBank genome assembly. NCBI's taxonomy places the organism in Eukaryota, Metazoa, Mollusca, Cephalopoda, Sepiida, Sepiidae.
AUGAAACAUAAUCCUACACGCAUUCUCUCUCUCUCUCUCUCUCUCUCUCUCUCUCUCUAUCUCUGCCUCUAUCUGUAUUUUUCUCUCCUUCUACACCCCUCUCUCUCUCUCUCUGUAUGUCUCUCUCUCUCUCUCUUACCAAUUUCCUUCUCUUCUCUCCCUGCUACCCGUUUAAAAAUUUGCCUUCUUCCUUUCUCAUCACAUUAUUUAACUUUCUUUCUUUUCCCUCUCUUUCUCUCUUCUUGCAAUUAUUUAACUUUCUUUCUUUUCCCUCUCUUUCUCUCUUCUUGCAAUUAUUUAUUUUCUUUCUUUUCCCUCUCUUUCUCUCUUCUUGCAAUUAUUUAUUUUCUUUCUUUUCCCCCUCUUUCUCUCUUCUUGCACAUAUUUCUAUAUCUAUCUUUUUCUCUCUUCAUGUACAUAUUUUUUCUUUUCCUAUCUCUCUCUAUUUUUGCAACUAUUUGUUUUUCUUCUUUUUCCUCUCUUUCUCUCUUUUUUCUCGUAUUUCUUUUUUCUUAUUCAAUUUUUUCUCUCUUUCUCUGUUCAUGCACCUAUUUCUUUUUCUCUCUUUCUCUCUUCUUGCACCUCUCACUUUUCUUUCUUUUUCUCUCUUUCUUAUUGCACUUUUCUCUUUUUCUUUCUUUUCCUCGUUUUUUCUCCUUGUACCUCUCUCUUUUUCUUCCUUGUAUUCUCUUUCUCUCUUCAUUUACCUGUCUUUUCUUCCCCUUUCUCUUUUUCUCUCAUCUUGUACCUCUCUCUUUUUCUUCCUGUUUCUCUUGUUGCAACUCACUCUUUUUCUUUCUUUACUCUCUUUCUCUCUACUUGCACCUCUCUCUUUUUCUUUCUUUUACUCUCUUUCUCUCUUAUUAUAAUAUCUUUUCGGUAUUGACAUUUUACAUUCGUUUUCUCUUUUCUCUUUAUCUUGAUGUCUUUUCUUUCUUCACUAUUUCCUCUCCCCUUCUUUUUUCUUCCCAACCUUUUUCUCACUUUAACAUAUUUGCUUUUCUCUUUCAUUUUUUCUUUCUUUCACUUUUUCUUUGUUUUAUCUUCAUUUUCGAUAGUUACCCCCUCCCCGCUUUGCUUUCUUGA